GUGGCGGGAAAUAAAAGUGUUUACGUGUCUUUGAAAGUUAGUUUUGUGUGACUGUAUGCACCCACACAAAGCAUUGUGUUAGUUUUACCCUUUCAGCAAAUGAACAAAAAACCUUCUUAAAGAGAUAUGUGUGACUAAACUACAAUCUUAGGCUUAGUUAUUAAUAUUUUAAGAUUUGUUCUCUUGGCAGCUAAAUGGCAUCGCCUCUGCCUCCAGUCGAUACUGAACAGCAGAACAUUAUCGAUAAAUUGGCUGAAUUUGUGGCCAGAAAUGGGCCAGAAUUCGAAGCACUAACAAGUGAAAAACAGAGGGACAACCCAAAGUUCGCAUUUCUCCGAGGUGGCCAGUUCCAUGAAUAUUAUAUGUAUAGAGUAAACGAAGCUCGUAAAAUUUGGCAGCAGCAGUAUCCAACGAAAAAUAAACCGCAUCAGGUUGGAGUAAUACUUUUUGAUAAUUUUAUGCCAGGGUUUAUAUGGUUUGUAAUACAUGUACGUAGUCAAAGGGGUUGUUUUGUAUGAGGUAGAUUUAUCAUUUUCACAAAAGUAUCUAUCAUGGGAUUAGGCUUAAACAUUUGCUUUUUUAACCGGGAUUAUAUUCCUUGGACUUGUAUCUGACUGGUAGUUCAGGGUAAACUUUCUACACAGAAACCAAUUAGUUAUGGCUAGAUAGCAUAUUAUCCACAAAGAUCGUUGAACCCAACUUCUGUGUCUUUAUUGUCACAACCAAUUCCAAAGCAUCAACUCUGUAGAAUGGCCCAUCAUGUUGACUUGAUUGUUUGCUUUUAGCUUGCACAUGACAAGAAUAACUGGACGAAAACACUAGGUAUAUUAGUACAGGUACCAAUCAAAGUUACUAGGUAAACAAAUGAGUAUUCGUUGGUGUAAAAGAGGUUAAAAUUGUUGUAUUUACUAACAGUAACUAUCGCGAAUCAUACUACUUAAAAUUCGAAGACCAAUUUAUGUCUCUCAAGUCACGUUCACACCCUGGUUACACUAUUAUUAGACUUCAAACCUUAUAUUCACUAAAAAGUAGAUAAAUGAAAUCCAGAUAUGUAUGCGCCACACAAAUCUCAUUUCAUUUAUGUAAGGGAUGUGAUACUAGCCGGGUGCCCAAACCGAAGCAGGUGGUUUUCCUAGGGGACCACACCCGGAGCCUUUGACUUAAAGAUCUGAUCCAUAGGGCAGUGGAGCAAAGUAAGGAGACGUAGUCCCAUGGCAGCCGGUAUCAACGAUUGAUUCAUACGCAUUUUGUUCCCUCAGGAUACUGGAGCCCAUGUGCACCAUUGGUUUGGAGUCAGGGUUUUUCCAACUCCCCUAGGUGGAUUUUCCGUGUCCUUUAACCCGGUUAAAGCGCCGGACAUUGGCUUUUCGUCCUCUCAAUUUCGUAAACAACGCGCCUGCCACGAGAAAGCAGUGAGUAGGACUUCCCUGGCAUAGGCUAUAUACGCAUGACCAUGUGAGAGCAUUUGGAGAGGUAUAGCGGACUCUCCCCACUCUCGGCCGUACCAGGGCAUUUUGGGGGGGGGAAUCCACGUAAGGCCACCUACAAACAGGAUGAUAAAGAAGAUUUAAGGGUGAAAUACCCAUGUGAUAAUAGUUCCUACUGCAAUAAUAGAAUAGAAAACUUAAAAAUAAUAGGACAAUCAAUCGCAUUAAUGAGGUGCUCAUUACUUAUACCCAAGUGAGGAUUAAGUGCAUCUAGUCGUGGGUUACAUUUCCUAACGUUUUUGUAUAUGACCCAAUUUUGAGCACUAGGGUUUCAAAAUUUCUGUCACCGGCUUAAACUCUACUUUGGUUUUAACAUUAGUAAUAUAUCUGAUUUCCAUACAACGUAUCUUAAAACUAUGCAAUUAAGUCCAGGUUUUUCUUUCGAGUUUCAACGUGUUGUUUAGUUCAAUUAGUAUGGAAUUUUCGACCAUCGACUUUUCACAAACACCGACAGAAAUUAUAGACCCAUAAUACGGCUCAAAUGAACGAUCUAAUCAAUCGGUACUUUCGCUCAAUCAAUAACCGUAUAUUUUUGUCUGUUUGGUAGAGUAUACUCAUCUAUAUUCAAUUUAAAGACUCCACUCUCCCCAUUCUUGUUUAACUUUGUCGUUGACAUGUUUUUAGAGGUAUCACUUUCAUCAUCUCAAUCUCCUGGAGUUGAACUUUUACCAGGAGGCUCACUUGUUGACUUAGAAUACGCCGACGACAUAGUUUUAUUCGGUGAAGACUCUGACAAAAUGCAGUCUUCUGACCACUAUAAGCAACAAUUCAGGCAUGUUCGGGAUGCGAUUCUCUCCCUCGAAGUGCAAAAUGUUACUUCAGGAUUGGGUUGCAUCGACACCUGAACUAAUGAUAGGGAGUGAAGUAGUUGAGCGUGUUGACAGCUUCACUUAUCUUGGGAGUCUCAUCAGCCCUUGUGGUCUGGUAUGUGACGAAAUCUCAGCACGGAUACAGAAGGCUCGUCUAGCUUUUGCCAACUUGCGUCAUUUAUGGCGUAGGCGAGAUAUCCGUCUAGCAACAAAAGGACGGGUUUACUGUGCAGCAGUCCGUUCCGUCCUACUUUAUGGAAGUGAAACAUGGCCAAUAAGAGUAGAGGAUAUUCGUAGGCUACUAAUAUUCGAUCAUAGGUGUCUUCGACGCAUUGCUCGUAUAUCCUGGGACCACCGGGUAAGUAAUGCAGAUGUUAGGAAACGGGUACUAGGUAAGGAUGGCAAAUCGAUUGAUGAAGUAGUGAAACUUCACCAGUUGAGAUGGCUGGGACAUGUGUUACGUAUGCCCAACCACCGACUGCCCCGACGUGCAAUGCUUUAUGGUGUAGGAGCAGGUUGGAAGAAAGCUAGGGGCGGCCAGACCAAAAGAUGGCAUAAAUCCAUGAAGUCACUGACAAGUGGACUGGGCCAUGUUGGUAGGUGUAGACUACCUGGUUAGGAUUCGCGAGAUGAUAGCAACCGAUGGUUAGAGACCUUGAAUGACAUGGCCCAAAAUCGUUUUCAAUGGUGAAGGUGCAUCCACUCUUUGUGUUCUACCAAAUUCUAAUCUGGAUUCUUCAUGUCUGUGUCCUUUUUCUCUUUCCAAAUUUAUUUCAUUGUAUUAUACUCCUUCAAUAACAUCUUCAAACCCUAAUCUUUCAGAUUACUGCUUAUACUCUUACUACUUCUACCAUUAUGGGAUUUAAAUCGACAACUUCAUCUCUGUGCUAAUGUGGUAUGGCAACUCGAACUGAUGUACGUACGUACGAAGUUCUACGUUGUAACUGACUGACUGACUGACUAAAGACUUCUCUCCUGGAUAGUGAUUUGGAACACUUCUGGAAAUCACACAACGACUGUAGUAGGGGAUAUAGCUGUCAUAGGUCAUUCCAACGAUAUUAAGGCUUGAUUGUUAUGUCCUGUUCUUGCUGUCAUAGAAGGAAUAAGGCAUGAUGUUAUUUCCUAUUUGGCAAGUAGUUCUUACAAACCGGCUGGUCGCCCGUCAACGAGUCUGAGUUCAGACUGCUAAAUAGUAAAGUUUCUGACAGGAAUAUUGAGUAGUAUAUUGAAGUGUUGAGCAGCAUUCUUUUUAAAGUAAUAAAUAUCGGUUGUGAAAAGCUAUCAAUUAAAUUUCUAGCUAUGUGCCCAUUAAAUUUAACGUUUUAUAUCAACUCAUAGGUAGGCAGAUAGACCCAAAUGUUUAAUUCUACAUAAAGUGCCUUACAACAGUUCUUAAAAAAAGCAACAAAUAGUAAUAGUGAAUGGCAAUUAUAUUAGUUGAGGGGUAAAUAAAUUACAAUAUGAAAUUGGGCAGUUUUGUAAUUCGUGUUUUUACAGUUACCGACAAAUAUAAAGCUGAAUAACCAAGCUUUAAUGAAGAAAAACAUGUUAAAUGAUCUAAAUAACUUCUGAAGAGGCAGCAUACGCUAAGUUGCAAGGCGUUAAAAAUUUGAUUUUCUAUUUAUCAGGAUAUUACAUGUAUACCAUCAAUUUCACUAAUAACAAUCUAUUCGACCCCCAGUUUAUUUGGAAUUAUCAGGUCAAACUUUGAUAAUAAUACCUGUAUGUAAGUGUAUUUCGAUUGUCCCACAGCUAUUGUAUGAGUGAAUAUUCACCUUUAUUACUUGAAUUCACACAUCCUUCCUGAAUGUUUUUUGUACACUUCUUUUUUCCCCUUCAUCAGCCAUAUUUAUAUUUUAUGGUCUACUGCCGAUACCUUUCAGCUACUAAAUGAUUAAGCUCCAUUUAUAAAAUUAAUCAAUUUUUUCUUCAAGAACUUGAACUAAUUAUGUAUCAUAUUUAUUAAGUCACGCUAUAAAUGCAUGUAUCCGCCGGUAGGAGUCAGUAGUCAUAUAUAAUAGCUCCAGAACGACCUGUUGGCAUUUAUUUCUGAUUGUUUACAAUGUCUGUUGUUGUUAGCUUGGCUUAACGGCCUAUUCUACCUUUCUGUUAAGAUUCUCAAUUCCAGAUCCAAUUGGGUCAACAUGAAUGAACAAUGGGAUCAGUAUGGUGGGAAUCCAGAUCAUUGGCAGCGUUAUAGUUCUGCACCACCAGGACAUUGCGGAUGGGGCGGCCCAGAUCCAUCAUGGUAUCCAAAGCCACAAUGGCCACCUUAUCAACAGGGUGUACGAAUGCAUGGUGGUCAGCCUGAAUAUCCAUACCAUCCUCCUUCGGAAGCAGUAGAUUCUUAUCGUCAUGGAAAUUAUAAUAAUCAUCCUCCGUAUGGCUACCCUGGACACCAUGGAGCAUUCCCAAUUCAGCAAUUUUCGUUUGGACCUGAGACUUAUCGUGCACCGAAACCUCACUAUGAUUACCAAGUUCCUGGUGGUUCUGAACUAGGAGAAGCUGAUAUCGAACAAAGUGAGAAAAAUUUGGCUGCUCAGCAUGAGUCGUUGCUUGCUCGCCAAAACGUUGAAAUUCUCGAGCUCUUAGACAAAAAGAGAGAGGAAAAUGUUAGGAAAACUGGGGAGAAACUGAACAUGUCUUGGGAACAGAUGAACGAAAUGAUCCAACCACUGAUUGAAGCAUGUACAAAGGAAAAUAUAUCUAAAGGAAAAUCUUGGGUUGUAGACAAAAUGUCUGAGUCAGCUGAGCUAACUAAGCUAAUGUCUGACUAUCUAAUAACACGUGCAAGUGCUAUUGGUGUUUCAUUCGACUUAAGACUCCACUUAGUAUACUUGUUAAACGACCUACUUCAUCAUUCUAAACGUCGUGGUGCUCCUGUUCAUCUGCAAGAAGCUUUACACGAAACAGUGCCGGUAAUUUUCUGUCUAGCUACCGAGAUUGCAGAUGAUGAACAAAGAGCCAAAAUUAAUCGUGUUUUAAGCUUGUGGGAAACCAACUCGUAUUUGCCAGUUGAAGUUCUGGUAAAGAUGAGACCUCCAGAAUCAGGUAAAUUCUUAGCGGAAUGGAAAGAAAGUCAAUCAAAGCCGUUUGAAAGUGAAAUAGACAAAAUAAAAACAAAUAUUAUGAAUCAAUACACUAGUCUUGAGCGACAACAUCAAGAGUUUGCAGAUCAUGUACUACGACAGUUAGCUUCAUCACAUUCCGAUAAGUCUGAUGAAGCAUCUAUCUCUGAUAAUCAUCAUUCCCAAUAUGGAUCAUCACAUCAUCCUAUGCAGAAUGUUGAUCCGAACUUCACGUACUGGGGUCCACCACCACAGACUACUGGAGGAUUCGAUAUGCUUCCACAGGAUAUGAUGAGCGGGUCAGAUCCAAGAGAUAUGCAACGUCGAAUGCCUGGUUAUCCUCCACCUUCACAAAUGUCAGGGUAUACAGGACCUGGUGGUGGUGGUGGUGGUGGUGGGGCAAGUUAUCCUCCUCAAAUGGGUUGGCCACCUGGGCAACAUGACUCUGCAAAAUGGAAUCAGUCUGUCCCGAACUACAACUCUCAGCCUGGACAUAAAAAUUUUGGUGGUCAUGAGUUAAGCAGCAAUGUAUAUAUUGAAGGUGAAGAACCAGAUGAUGAACAAUCUGCGUAUCCUAAUUCGUCUUAUGAAUGCGGAUCUUAUGGAGGUUAUUAUAAUAAUAACAAUAACGAUUAUCGACAGUAUGAAGACUCUUCUCAUAGUGUUCGAAAUACACGAGACAAUCAAAGUAAUCGUGAUGAGAAACCUCGAACAUUUCGUGGUAGUCGUCCUUCAAGAUUUUCUUCUACUCCAUCUCAUCCUGAGACAGGUAAUGAAAAGAAAAUUGAUCGUAGUGAUACUGGCAAAAAUACUGUCACUAUGGAACAGCAACACAUAACACCUAAGACUGAUCUAGAAAUGCCAAAAAAUUCAGAAAAUUCUAUGAUACCAGUUGUUGAAUCUUAUGACAUAAAUCAAAAAUUCCCCGCAUGGCAAUUACCUGCAGGAUUAGUGCAUCCAUUAAUUCGGUUAAAAGAUUUUGAUUUUACUCCACUAAACGAAAACAAUUUGCAAUUAUUACCUCCAACUACACCGUCUGAACGUUUGCUUAUGGCAUUGGAGAACUUCUACAUGCCACCCACCCCAGAUAAACCACGUGACGGCGAAGGUUGGGAACACAUGGCCCUUCAUGAAUUUUAUACGAAAAAAGAACGCGCUCGUCCUUCUGACCAUAAAGAAAACGAUAGAGAUAACACAUCUACCAGUAAAGCAAAAUCGAAUCGACGUCGUCAACAUAGUGGAGGUAGUUAUGCAAGUAGUCAUUCGGAAUAUGAUUUCACAAAUGAAUUAGUUCCAGACCUUCAACAUGACAUAGUGGUUGACGUUGAAAAGCCAUUUUCACGCGACAAUUCAGAUAAAGAAACUCCCCUUGGACCAUCACAAUUAGCAUAUAUAACAUCUUAUCCCAAAAUUGCAGUAGGUCAACCUCUUCGGACUGGCCUCGAAGCAUUGACCUUGGCCCCUCCUCCGAUGCAGUGUAUGCAAGGACAGUUAACGCAUAAUUAUAGUGCUUAUAAAACAGCUGGCAUUCAACCGGGUAUUCCCAUACCUGUUCCUCCGUUACCAGGUUUACUAGGCGCCAUUCCACCUGGACCAAGUGGAUUUCCUAAUACAAGCUUUCUACAAUUUCCUCCUCCGGUCAACCAGCCACCACCAACCCUUCCACUGCCUCAAGGUUUGAUUCAAAGACCCCCGCCAGGAUUUUCUGUUGACCGUUUUGAAUCUCGUGGAUCGCGAUCCCGUUCUAGAUCUGAUUCACGUUCAAAAUCUCAUUCUCAUUCUGCGGAUUCACGUUCCCGUGACUUUCGUUCUCGUUCACGAUCACGAUCUAGAUCUCAUAGUUCUCAAAGUAGAUCGCAGUCACGCUCUGAUUCUCGUGAUUCUCGUUCCAAAUCUGUGUCACCUAAUAAUGAUGAUGAAACUGGUAGUAACCAGUCACGUGGCCUUUCAAGAGAUCGAAGACGUGACAGAUCACGUUCACGAAGCUCUGGUUCACCGUUUGCUCGAUUCACUUCAGCGCCUGGACCUGGUGGUUUAGGAGCAGCCGGUGGAGGCACUGGCGGUGGGAAUAUAAAUGCUGCUCGUGCUGCUGCAAUAGCAGCUGCGGUUUCCAUAGCUAAUUCAAUCAACGCACAAUCUGGCUGGUCCAAUAACAAUGUUAGUAAUAGUAACAAUAAUAAUAAUAAUAAUAUGUCCACUAACGCAUUUAACAACCAAGGCUUUAGCGGGCCUGGUCUCUUACCAGGUGGUCCGUACGCAGACACUAAUAGAAUAACCUACUAUGGCGGCGGGUUUCAGCCUAACCAAGGACAACACAAUCGUGGCGGUGGUGUUGGCGGCGGCGGCGGUUCACGUGGUGGUUACAAUCCUAAUAAUUUAUCAGGGCGAGGCGGCAGUAAUAUGCGAUACCAUGGAUCGGACGAUCGCUUUUAUCCACCUCCACGCGAUCACCAACGUCGAUAAAAAAAUGCUUUAUUUGCUCAUGAGAUAUUUUCAAAUCAUACUCUUUGACUUUUGCAUUGCUUCUGUUUAUGAAUAUCAUUAAUGUGACUGUAAAUUCAAACAAUCUAAAUACAACUAUUUAUUGUUUGUUAU
Messenger RNA from Schistosoma rodhaini, 7959 nucleotides. Lineage: Eukaryota; Metazoa; Platyhelminthes; Trematoda; Strigeidida; Schistosomatidae. The record is from the annotation of a GenBank genome assembly.